AUGGGUCUUGGCGGUCUAUUUCAUUGGAACUCGACAUUCAGGUGUCCUACUUGCUUAGGUACUGGUUCAUCUGGAAAAGUGGAUCCUGACACUCAAGAGAAGAUCGACCAUUCUACAAUUGGGAAUUCUAAAGCCAAAAACCCAAAGGUCGAAAUGAAGAGCUUCUCUGGUAUGGCUGCAGAACCGAGUCUUGACAUUGAUCCAACUAAAGUUCCACCAGACACGUUAUACAUGUUCAUGUCCAUUAUUAAGACUAUAAAGAAAUAUUGGAAACAACUUCAUUGCUUAAUAUCUUGCAUGAUAUCUGAUGAACCUGUCAAAGAAUAUCAAUGGAGAUAUAUGUCAUCACAAUUUGGUUCCAAUUUAAUUCUCGCUGAUAUUAAGAUAUCGACUUAUAUGCAUAUUUUCAUUGUACAUGUUGGAUUGUUUUUGGAGAGAUAUGGCAACUUGGAGUAUCUCCACAAACCACAACAACAAGAGCAACAACAAGAACAACAAAAACAUGAACAACAACAAGAGCAACAAGAACAACAAAAACAGCAUCUAUCCAACAGAUUUCAACUAGUAUCUGUAUUGUAUGGUGUUGACGAAAAUAUAGAUAGUGCUUAUUAUUCUUGGUGGGAUGGUCACAUUAUAGAUUAUAAUAAGAAAGAUAAUACAUAUAGAGUUGCAUUCAAAGAUGAAGUAAUUGCUAACUAUUACAGUGUUGAUUAUAUUACAAGACAAAGUGCAACAGAAAGUAUUUCGUAUGAUAGAUUGGUAGAAGGUAGAUAUAAAAACAAAAAAACUCUAACAAUUAGACUAUUAAAAACUAAUGAAAUAAUUGAAAAUGUGAAUCCUGAUGCUUGUUAUGAGUUCUUUAUCGAAAAUUAUCAAGUCAAAGCAUUUUUUCCUUGA
This is a messenger RNA of Heterostelium album PN500, 897 nucleotides long. RefSeq lists its product as uncharacterized. The transcript is spliced from 7 exons. Lineage: Eukaryota; Evosea; Eumycetozoa; Acytosteliales; Acytosteliaceae. The record is from RefSeq and is a predicted model, not a curated record. Bases 1 to 897 code for a protein of 298 amino acids.